CUUCAAAUUGUGUUGACAAGUCUAUUGGCAUGUUGUAGAGAGACAUCAAACUGAAGUGUUAACAAUGUAGCAGUGUGGGAGCUCCCGGUGUGGCCCUCUGAUGGUUUCAUUGGUAUUUGACGGCCCGCCCCUUUCCUCAUCCUCCGCGCUACUCCGCUCCACACACCCGGCGCACCAGCGGGACAGUCCGGCUGCACCACCGGCUCACUCUGACCACACGAACCUAAAACACAUUUCUAUUGGAAAGAUAAUUAAACUAGAGUCAACCUGUCUCCUAUUCCUCGUGCUGCAGUUUCCUUAGGAAUCAGAACCAGUGGAGCAGCCAACCAGGGGGCAGCAGCCAGGCCUUGCCCAAAAAGAGGCGUCCUACCGGGGUAAUGGAGGAGAUGAAGGAUUAGAGGAUAAUCCAGGGCCAUUUUAUCUGACGCCUGAGGGUGCUGGCUGGUAUCUGUGUAACUCAGCAAACAGAGGAGCAAGUACAAAGAAGGAUCACAGAGUGGAGGGAAGAGGAGUUCAGCGGGAUAGAAGCAUAUGUGCAGAUAAAAUGAGCUUUGCCUGGAGGGUCCAGAUACAUAAGAGGUUUCGGAGGGAGCGACCCCCUCUGAGCUGUGGUCAAAGGUCUUUAACGGGAUUACAGGCAAAGACAAAACACCAGAGCUUUCCAUGGUUCCACGGUGCGACCACAGAGCCGUUUGCAGCUGGACCUAUUUCUGAGCUGAUGUCGACAAAACCAAAGCCCAAGGCAAGCGGGGGAAACCAGGCGACCUGACCACACUCCAACUGGCCCGGGUGCUUCCAGGAACACAACUGCACAGUGUUCUCCUCAAUUUAUGUCUAACGUUUAAUUCAGCCAGCUAUGCAUAACAACGAGCUACAAAGAGUGGGACAGAGUUUGGCCUGCUCAUGAUAAACAGAGAUAAUAUUCCAGUGAACUAUUUGGCGCUGCGGGCCUGGAGUUCAACUUUUCAGGCUUAGAAAUUACGUGGUUUCAAGAUCUUGGAAUAACCUUUCAGAGAUAUUUUUUAGGUCCAUACUUUGGACUGCUGAACUGUCAAUGAUUUUGACACAAAUCUAGGAGGAGAAAAGUUGAACUUUGCUAGUUCAGUUUUGCCAUUCAGUGGGAUUAAGGGCAAUUCCAGACAUUGCUUCAGGUUGAUUUUCAAGAAAUAUCGAGCCAUUCACCUCUUGUAAUCAUGAAUCUUCAGGAAAAGCUGUCAGGCCUAAAAGGUCUGGUCUCGCACUCCCACAGCAAGCGUCGGUUUAAAGGCGACCUCACGUUGGACAUGAUCAGCCCUCCUCUGGGUGACUUCCGCCACACCAUGCACGUGGGUCGCGGCGGCGAUGUGUUCGGGGACACCUCCUUCCUCAGCAACCACGGCGGCACGGCCAAUGGGAAUAACGGGGAAACGGAUUCUAUCUCCACCCCUGACAACAAGAUCGGAGCGUUCUUCUCCAGGACUCUCCGUCAAAUCAGGAGGGGUUCUGACAACCGACCCAGAGGAGAAUCCAAGGAUCUUUCGCCGCCACCUCCCGCCGUUUCUCCCAUCAUCAAGAAUGCCAUCUCCCUCCCCAGGCUGGAUGUGGAUAUGCCUAAUGGGAGUCCCACCACCAAACUGCUCUUCCCCAGUUCUCAAAGCACGCCAGAGGAGAAGAAAAGCUCUUAUGGUCUGGAGUCUGGUUUCGUCACGCUGCCUCGUCUCUCCCGCUCUGAGCGUCAGCAGCCUUCCAUCUCCCUCCCCACUUCCUGCUCCCCUAACAUCCACCGCGGCUCUCUGACCGACCCUACUGACGCCAUCUUAUCCACCUGCUCCGCCUCCAUUGUGACCUCUGACCCCAAACCCACCACCACCGCUUACUCUGACUCCCUUCCCUCCCUCACCUCCCUGGACACCUUCACCUUUGACCUCGGCCCCUCCCUCAUGAGUGAGGUGUUCAGCCUGAUCGACGGCCACCCGGAGGAGCAUGGCCACGCCUGGGAGGGAGAGGAGGCGGGGUCAGCGUGCGGGCUGACCAAUGAGGGAUCAGAGAUGGACUCGGCUACUAUCUCAUAUGUGGAUUCCCUGCUAAGGGAGGACUGUGGGGGCAGGAAGAGCCCGCAUGGGGCCGAAUGGGAAGAGGAGGAGGGGAGCGCGAUGGAGGUGAACGGAGUUGGGCUUUCUGUUAAAGUACCUGAUGUGGUGAUGCGGUCUGCUGAACGAGUGAGGCUGGGGAUGGGGAUGGAGAGUGAGCGGUUCCAGAGUGCUACAGAUGUGCUCGCACGCCACUAUGGUGUCAGCCUCUUAAAGGGACAGAGCAGGAUGGAGGUUGCAGAUUCAGAGAUGAUGAUCAUCAGCCAGCCCAAGAAGAAUAUGUCCUACAGUUACAUGGACGACGAGGAUGAAAUCAAAGUCUGAACUGAGCAAAUCAGAGAGGUUUUGAUGAUUUUUCUGUAAUUCCUAUUGAGUCAAUCAUCUAAAAUCUUUUUAUGGUCAACGAGGCUGGCUCUUUUGACAGGAUUCCCAUUAAAACUACAAAGUGAAUCCAGUAUCCUUAAUAUUGGAUCCUUUACUUUUAUACAAUCAUGCUUCAAGGAUGUACAGUUUUGAUGCAAAACCUUUGCUGAAUGUAUCUAAAAGGAGUGAAAGACUUGAUGUCGUAUGCUUCCAAGCUCAGCACAGGAGGGGAGAAUAUUUUUUUCAAAAAGCCAUGACUCAAAAAGGACUGAAACAAGGAAGGUGUGGAAAGUGAGAAUGUGCUAGAAAAUGUGGUUAAGAUCAUCUCUAAGGAAACACCAACAUGACUCAAUGUAGAAGUUACAAAGCCUGUCAUUCACUUUAUACUUUAGACACUUCCUCACAUACGAGGGGAAAAGAUUCUCGGUGCGAGUCCCGGUCACUAAUGAGAACACAGAGAGGAAGUGGGGAUUGGAAAAAUAGUUGUAAUCUUAUUACAACCUUCUGGCAUCACUAUAAUCUCUUGUCAACCUUUCACUCAGGAAUACACUACCAGGAAACAAAAAGGGAAGGGAAAUAAGAGAUCUGGAAUCUCAGGCCCUUAUGAGUUAAAAACCGGAGAAAUGCAAACAUCUCAGUUAUUAAACUACAUGGACUGAGGGAACAUUACCGGUAUUACCGGUAUUUGCUAGUUGCAACUAAAGCCUGAACCAUAUAAUUGCUCAUUUUAUGCUGCAGACCUUCUAUAUAGAUACUCUGUGCACCUUUUAUGAAGUCCGACUCCUGUAUUGCUUUUAAUAGAAGAAUUGUCAUUUAUAUGUCCUUUUAUACAACUGUACAUGAAGAUAUCAACUGACCUCCUAUAAAUAUGUACUUACAGUAUGAGCACCUGCAGUACAUAGUGCAAUUCACAUCCAUAUGCUACAGUCAAUACCAAUGAUAUACUAUGAUGAUAUAAAUUGACAAUAAAGAUGUUUUUAGUUA
Molecule: messenger RNA, 3416 nt
Organism: Siniperca chuatsi (mandarin fish)
Lineage: Eukaryota; Metazoa; Chordata; Actinopteri; Centrarchiformes; Sinipercidae
Gene: cdc42ep1a
Product: CDC42 effector protein (Rho GTPase binding) 1a
Exons: 5
Coding region: 1194-2393 (399 amino acids)
Source: RefSeq, a predicted model, not a curated record